This is a messenger RNA of Saccharomycopsis crataegensis, 693 nucleotides long. RefSeq names its product DNA replication protein SLD5 (gene SLD5). Lineage: Eukaryota; Fungi; Ascomycota; Saccharomycetes; Ascoideales; Saccharomycopsidaceae. The transcript has a single exon. Gene Ontology annotation, cellular component: GINS complex. Gene Ontology annotation, biological process: double-strand break repair via break-induced replication; DNA-templated DNA replication. The coding region runs from base 1 to 693 and encodes 230 amino acids. The record is from RefSeq and is a predicted model, not a curated record.
AUGGAGAUCGGAGAUAUUCUCAAAGAUCUCGAACGGAACGUCAACGAUGGAAGAUCCUCGCGAUUCAACCUCCUCGAACAAAAACAACAAGAUUUUGCCAAACUCAACCAGACCUGGAUCUCUGAAAGAACCGCCCCUGAGCUUCUACCGUACCAGAAAGAACUAGUGGACUCCACGUUGGUGCGACUUCGAGACCAGGUAGAAAUCAUCGAGAUCAACCUGAUCGAACUUGAAACCACCGAUGCCGAUAUCAAAUUGAAAUUAUUAAUCAUUGAAAACGAGAUUGAAAGAAUCAACUUUAUCAUUCGAUCGUACCUUCGCUGCCGGUUGGCGAAAAUCGAUAAAUUUGCCGCGUACAUCAGUUACAACUCGCAAACCAUGAUUGAUCGAUUGUCCGAUGGGGAAAUUGACUAUAUGACCCAACACAUGAAGCUAUUACAAGAAUUAUACUCGAAAUGUUUUUUGCAAGACCUUCCUGAUCAUUUACAAUUGUUGGAUGAUACCUCGGGAGGGAUUUCCAUGAUCACCGAGCCGAACUUUGAUAAAUUUGUGUUCAUCAAAGUGGUCACCGGGGAUGCCAAACCAGUACGGUUCAACGAUCACGAAAUUGUAUUGGAAAAAGAUGAUAUUCACACAAUACAGUAUAAAUAUAUUAUGAAACAAUUACAGCAAGGAGAUGUGGUGUUAAUAUGA